AUGACAGAUAUACCGAAGUCAAUGGCAGUGCAACGGGCGAACAACAACAACAACAACAACAGCGAGUGGAUCGAUGUUAUUGUGGGGUGCACAACAGGCGGUGUGCUCUGUGGGGUGUACCUGACAGAAGUCCGUCUUCCCCGUGCGUCAGCUGCCCACGGCCUCGCGCCCGGUGCAUAUCCGUUCGACGCGAGUGCAAUCGAUCGCACGCGUCUACGCAUCACAUACUAA
Molecule: messenger RNA, 231 nt
Organism: Hyaloperonospora brassicae
Lineage: Eukaryota; Oomycota; Peronosporomycetes; Peronosporales; Peronosporaceae
Source: the annotation of a GenBank genome assembly